UCUGGUUCAGCGGCUCCGCUCGGCUCUGUUGGCGCUGUCUGUGUUUACCUCCCAGCCCAGCGCUGCUGUACUGUGGCCAGCUGGACACAAACCACCAUCCACAGCCUCAACUAGCCCGAAAAAUACUAAUGUAAGCUGUCUCGCGUUCAGUCCUUUGCGGAUUUCCUGCAGCAGCUGUGUGUGAGCGACACCGUAGCAAAGUUGUGAUGAAUAAGGAAAUCAUGUCACGCGUGGUGAAGAAGAGGCAGGCGGACCCUAAGGUGGUUCAGUAUGUGUGGGCGGCCAUCGAGGUCGUCCGCAACCAGAAACAGAUUGCAAACAUGGACAGGAUCUCCAAGUACCUGAGCCGUGUGUUUGGCAUGCACCCUAAGGAGACUGCCAGACAGCUGAGCUUGGCAGUGAAGGACGGCUUGGUGGUGGAGACCCUGACUGUUGGUUGUAAGGGCUCCAAGGCCGGCAUCGAGCAGGAAGGAUACUGGCUGCCCGGGGAUGAGAUGGAGCCGAAAGCCGAGGGAAGCAAGGAGUGGGAGGCAGAGAGCCACGACUGGUACUGCUUUGAGUGUCACCUACCGGGCGAUGUCCUUGCAUGUGACAACUGCUUCCGGGUUUACCACCUCAAAUGUCUGUCAGAGGACUUCAAGCCCAGAGAUGGAGGGUCCCACUGGCAGUGUGUCGUCUGCAGGGGCAGUAAAAAGAAGAACCUGAACAAACAGGAGAUGAGUAAAUACCUGCGCUUCAUCGUGCAGCGUAUGAAGGAGAGGGCAGUGGACCUGAACAAGAAAGGGAAAGACACUAAACAUCCCAUGUACAAACGACUGAUCCACACUGCGCUGGAAGUCUCAGACAUCCAGGAGAACCUGUCUGAAGGAAAGUAUAAAAGCUUCGAGGAGUUCAAAGCAGAUGCUCAGCUCAUUGUUCACAACACUGCCAUCUUGUAUGGAGUUAACAGCGACCAGGCGGAGAUCGCACGGCUGCUCUUCAGCGACACAUGCCACGAGUUGAAUGAGUUGUUGUUGUGCAAGAACUGCUUCUACCUGUCGAAUGCCCGGCCAGACAACUGGUUUUGUUAUCCCUGUAGCCCCAGCCAUGACUUAGUGUGGGCCAAGAUGAAAGGAUUUGGCUACUGGCCGGCCAAAGUCCUUCAGAGGGAGGAAAACCAGGUGGACGUACGCUUCUUUGGCCACCAGCACCAGAGAGCGUGGAUCCCCUCAGACAACAUACAAGACAUCAAAGUGAGUGUCCAGCAGCUGCAAGUGAAGCGCAGCAAUGGCUGGAAGAAGGCCUGUGAGGAGCUGGAGGUCUACCAGCGCUUCCUGAGGGAGGGCCGUUACUGGAAAACAAAGCUGGAGGAGGGCAACAUGCCGUCACACCAGCAUAUGCAGCAGAGCCAGAGCCAGAGCCAGAGCCAGAGCCAGACCCAGACCCAGACCCAGAGCCAGCGGCAGCAGCAGCAGCAGCAGCAGCAGCAGGAGGGCAGUGGGAGGACGGACAGGCUGGAGCGGACGGACGAAGCAGAGUCCAGCAUCUCCUCCACCAGCAACGAGCAGGUCCGACAUCUCAAAGGCAGCCUCGAACCCAAGGCCAAGAAAAGCCGUCGAUCUCAAAUGGUCGAGCCCAAAGAAGAAGCCAGUUCUGUGACUCCAUGCUCGUCUCUCCAUCAGGACCCAGAGCCAGAGAUGGAGGCAGUCAGCUCCAGUCAGGAGAUCCCGGUGUCCUCGGCGCCCCAGCAGCCCGAGAAACUAUCGGUGUCCACGCAAACUAAGAAGGCCAGCGGAGGGUCACCGCGCACGCUGCACCGCGGCACUCAGACCAACAGCGACGGCGCCUGCCAGAACAUGUGCCACGAGAAGUACACCAAGGUCUUCAACGACGUCAAGGAGAUGAUGAAGGCUGACAACAAGAGGGAGACAGAGAGGGUCGUCAGAGAGGCUCUGGAGAAGCUCCGUGCAGAGAUGGAGGAGGAGAAGCGUCAGGCAGUGAGUAAGGCGGUGGCAGGAGCUCAGGCGGAGAUGGAGAGGAAGUGUAAGCAAGUGAAGGAGAAGUGUAAAGAGGAGUUGGUGGAGGAGGUGAAGAAGGUAGUGGCCCAACACAAACAGCUCAUCUCCCAGACCAAGAAGAAGCAGUGGUGUUAUAACUGUGAGGAGGAGGCCAUGUAUCACUGCUGCUGGAACACCUCAUACUGCUCCAUCAAGUGUCAGCAGGAGCACUGGCACGCCGACCACAAACGCACCUGCCGCAGGAAGAGAUGAACAAGACCGCCCCCUUCUGACCUUACACAGCACGCCAUUGGCUCUUGCCCUCUCCUCUUGUCAGUCAGUGUCUACAACACACACACCUAAUAGACACAAACACACACACACAUACAAACACACUUCCUGCUUCUCUACUUGCCUUCCUGAAAACUUUGUGGACCCGAUGUUUUCUGUGUGAAAAGAGCAAUUUGUUCCCUUUUUUGUUUUCAUUUUGUUUCUAUUAUUUAAUGUACCCAUUGUAUUGAUUUUUCUUUCUAUAUUUUAUGUUUUUUCCUCUAAAUCGUGAACAGAUUGCUCGAGAGCAUGGCUCGAAUGCAGAGUUAUGGUAUGAUUUUUGUGUUCUUUUUUUCCUCUGAUUUUUUUUUGUUUUGUUUUUUUGUCUUUACUGAAGUGCUAAUUUUGAGCUUGUGUCAGAGAAUGUGUUAUUUAAGUGUGUAGUAACAGAUGAGCGUUAAUUGAAUACAUUUUAUUACCUGAAUUUUUAAAAAAAUCACUUUUCUUACUGUAAAUGCAACAAAUACACACCGUCGAUCUUACAAGAAAAAUUAAAACAUACCGUAAGUACUAUCGCAGCACCAAACUAGCGCCGCUUUCAUAGAGAAAACCUAUUUAAAAAAUGAUAAAAAACUACGUAAGAUAUGGAUUUGUGGACAUCAUGGCUCACCGACGUAAUAUAUUUUUUGUUUUUCAUGAAACUAUUGCGGUGGAUGGCACCUUUUUAUCAUUUCUACCUAAAAUCUUAUUGUCCUCAAGUCACUUAUUGGGAACAGGGUCACAAGGUCGGCCUUAAAAGACGCCGGCAAAAUAAAUCUUCCAUGUAUUAUUAUUAUAAUUAAUAUUAUUAUGCACAUUUUGAGGCUCUUUUUUUCAAAUAGACUAGUUUUUAUGAGUCACAUAUUAAAAAAUGAAAGAUUUUAAUUAGUUCUAAAUUGGGGAAAUGUAAAGCAAUCUUUCCUGAGCUGGAUCUUAGAGAGGUUCCAUGAUUUGACAGUUUUUCGACUUUUUUGCACACUUCGUUUUCUUAACAACCCAAAUGCUUGUAAUAUUGCCAAAAAAAAAAAAAAAAAAAAAAAUCAAACAUUUUGUUGAACCUACCUGAGAAGAUCUGGUGAGUUCUCCCUCCUCCUGCGUCCUCCUAAAACCUUAAAAUAAUAUGUAUAUUUUUCCGAGCGUCGUCAGUGUCAUUUUUAUAGUGAUGUACAUUCAAAAAGUUCAUUCUUUUUUCUUUUUCUUAACCUGAAGUGACUCUUUCACUGCUUAUGCUGUAGUUGGUGGUCAGUGCCUGUUUCUCUUUUUCUUUUCUCAUCCUCUUACUCCCAGUAAGGCGGCAUGCAUGUUGAUAGUUACAUAGUUUGUCUUUUUUUAUUCAUUACGGUAAAGCUAAAAAAAGAAAAAAAAAAAAAAAAGACCAGAAGCUUGCUGGUGUUUAAUGAGCAGUGACGACGGAUGGACCAAUAUAAAACUUUAUGCAAAUGUGAAUGAUCAAAUGAAUCUUUUCUAUAGUUCUCCCUGCGCUGGAUGUCAAGUGUCAAUGGUGUAUAAAUAUGGUGCUUGGAAACUUUUUUUAAAGGGGCAAUAAAAUUGCCAGUUUUUGAUUUUCUUUGAGAAGUGUGACACUUUUAAAGUUUGAUGACUGUUUCCUCAGUUAUGAAGAUUGACUGAACGGAGGAAAAUGAUUCAGUUACUCUGUCGACGCAUUGCUUUUUCUUACACACAGACUGCUGUUAAUCAGUUUGUGCUUCUGUUAACGUAUGACGAAUAAAAUACCGUAAAUUCUCACAUAGUGGACAGGAACUUUUUUUAUAAUCUCAGCUAAAGAGAGAACCAGACUUUUAUAUCCAAUUCCUCCUAUUUUAUCCCAUUUCUAACACCUGUUGCUUCUUUUUGAUGUAAAGGAAAACUCAAAUUCCACGCUACAUAAUAAUUGUAUACAGUACGUACAGCAUGCUAAAAGUUUGCUGCAGACAGAAUGCAUGAAAUCAAGUUGCUCUUCUGUUCAGUGGGGAAUAAUGCAAUACGUGAACCAACAGACUUCCAUCAAACAGACAAAACAAAAUGUCUUUCAAAGAUUUUUUUAUUCUAAUAUCUUUGUGACGCUUGUCCCAAUUCCACACUGCUGCAUUCUAACAGAAUCAAGUUUGUACUUAUGACUAAUAUUGGUAUACUGUUACUGCAGUUAGUGCACAAGAAAUCAACGCACUUCACUGUUUUAUACCAUCAGGAAAUCAUGAAAUACAUGUGAAUCAAUUGCCUCUUCUAGGAGCACCACCGUUGUGGCUCCUCCAAUUCAUUUGUGUCUAGUUAGGGCUGCAACUAAUGAUUAUUUUCAUUUCAUUGAUUCAUUUAUCCAUUGUUUAUGUGUUUAAUCUAUAAAAUGCCAGAAAAUAGUGAAACUAAAUAAUUUACAUUAAUAUAAAAUCACAUUUAAGGAGAUGGAACCAAUAAAUCCUUGCAAAUUAUUAUUAUUUUUUUUAAACUUGGUUUUCUUUUUCAAUGUCAAGUCGCAACAGACGUAAAACUUGCUUAGAAUCAGUGUAAAGUAUUUCAUGUGGAAGUUGUUUUUUGUUAAACAUGUACUGGAAGUGUUGCAUUACAUAAAAGGCCGUUGUUGUUUUAUAUUUUGAUUAUUGUUAAAGGAAUCCCAUAAAAAAUGACCAAAACUAACCACAUAUUAGUUCGUCUGCAGCAAUGUCUUACUUCCUGUUUGUGGCUUUCAGCUCUGAGCCCAUUGGGUCCUACUGAAGAUAUAAAACUUUAGAAACACAAAUAUCUAGUUUUAUUUGUUUAAAAAGGCUCAGUAAUUUCCUAAAACAGCUGGUCACUUUAGUUUUUGACCAGAAACAGGGGAAAAAAAUUGUAAUUAAUCCACAUUCGGUGCUUUAGUGCAGUAGUUCUCAAUCAAGCGGCAACCUCCGCUCCAUGUUGGAGCCAACAUGGUUCUUUGAACAGCUACUUGAAGCUGGUUCCAGAAGCCAUGUAAUCCCCAUAGAUCCCUGUUAAAAUGCCCAACUGUACCAAGGGCGUUUUAUUUUUUUUUUUUUUUUGGGUAACUCACUCAUUUACAUUUUAUUAAGGCUUUAAGAGCAUAGCUGCUUUGAGUGACAGGCUGUCUGCUGAUGGUGUUCUCGGCUCCCUCAGUCAGAGCCACCUCUCGCUCCUCCACAGUGCCAGCAUCUCACCCAAAUGCGGUCACUUCUGGCUCUAGAAAACCAAGAUGGCGACUGCUGAAAUGUAGAACUUGAGGCUUCAAAAUGGGUGUCCUCAAACCAGUGGGUGACGUCAUGGUAGCUAUCUAUGUUCUCAAUCAGGGGUCCUUAAGGGGGUUCCAUGGUAUCCCCUGAAAAUGGUGGAUAGUUUAUUUACAGUAUUCAACUCACUACAGAAGUGAGACAGAUGUGAGCAGGAGCCAUAAGAGUAACUAUUCUGAUCAUAGGUUUCACUUCCUCUGCAGUUAUCUCUUCAUAGAAUUCUGGUCUUAAUCAUUUCUAACAACCAAAAUCGUUUUAGCUGGGGGUCCCCAAUGCCAAAUCUUAUUAAGUAGGGGUCUAUGACCUAUUAUGUAUCAAUUUAGAGAUCCUUAACACAAAAAGUUUGAGAACCACUGCAUUAGAGAGUAUUUGUGGCGUAGGACGGUUUAUGUGGGAUUGAGUCAAAAUAAAUUACAGGAUAUGUGGUCAUGGUGAUGAAGGAACAUGACACCCAGGACAAAGGAGCUCAAUGACAGAGAGGAAGAAGAUAUAUAAUAUUUGAUAUACACACAGUACAUGUUAGUAGAGGCUCAUUUUUGUUAUUUUAAUUAGAUUUGAUGAGGAAAAUACUAUUUAAUAAGAACAAACAAUCAUGUUUGAAAAUGGCCCACUAUUAGAGAAUUUACGGUAACUGUUGUUCCAGACUUUAAAGACUUUAAAACUUUUCUCUCACUUGUCUCUGAGUCUUUUUUUGGAAACUCAUUUAAGUGUAUCACUUUAAGAUGUAACAUGUUAUUGUACAGUUGGACUUCUCUGUUCUCAUCCAGCAGUUUGUGAUUUACUUUGCAUUUCUGGAAGAGUUCUCUAACGUUCUCUUGUGUUUUAUCACAGUUCUCCUCAGCAGGCUUUUUUUUCCUUUCUUCUAUCAUCAUUGCACUACAUGUAAAUAAAUCUCUCCUCCAUCAUAUUAUAUGUACAUUGUAAAUGGAUUCACAAAUAUUAGAUUUCUGUUGUAUUUUUUUCUGUGUUCACAGUGAUCUGGAUGACUGUUAGUUCUAGUUUUGUACAAUGUACAACCGUUAAUCAUAUCAGCUUCCAUUGUUCCCACCACACUCUGGGUUUGUUCAGCACAUUUCUGGUUUGGUUAAAGUAUUGUCAUGAUGAAAACCAAACCAAUAAUUUUAUAAAGAACUCCCAUACCAAUCACUCGUUGAAGGUUACAUGUUUUAUGUUACACACCUUUUCUUUUUUUUGUGACUUUUUAUAUUCGUCCAUCCAGCCGUUUUUAAAAAAGGAUUGAGUGUGAAAAGUUUUGGAAAACUUUUUGAUGUCAUUCCAGUUUGUACCUCUGUUUUUUUUUU
Molecule: messenger RNA, 6801 nt
Organism: Epinephelus fuscoguttatus (brown-marbled grouper)
Lineage: Eukaryota; Metazoa; Chordata; Actinopteri; Perciformes; Serranidae
Gene: zmynd11
Product: zinc finger, MYND-type containing 11
Exons: 16
Coding region: 207-2249 (680 amino acids)
Biological process (GO): regulation of transcription elongation by RNA polymerase II
Molecular function (GO): transcription corepressor activity; DNA binding; protein binding
Source: RefSeq, a predicted model, not a curated record